AUGGAAACACGCUCGCACGAUGAGCUCCACAAUGAAAUAUACCAAGAGGUCUAUGCACUCUUGGAAAGGAAGGACGAGGAGGCUCUACGGUUCGCGCCUGAUGGGACGGCUGAGCGGGUACUGCACGCAGACAAACUCCGGCGCUUCUUCCGCAGUCUGCUCGACCCCGACCAGACGACCCUUGACCAGUUCAAAGCCACGGAAGAUGAACUGAUUACGAUAGUCAAGGAAAAACGGCUUGAACCAUUCCUUGCGGUACUGAUCAUCGCAGGAUGCUCCAUGACAACCGCGAGAACGGCCACCACCAAGCUCAUUGUCAAUACCCCACCAAGGAGUAGGCAGGGAGCUUUUAUCGGGUCUCUACCUAUCAGCCAGGAAGACCUCCGCCACAUCUUCAAUGGUAAUCAGGUCGAUACAGACAAAUUCCUGGGAAAGCAGGCGUAUUUCUGUGCCGUGGUAAUCCAGAACACGCCGGAAACCAGAAUCGAGGAUACCAAUUACCGACGACUCCCUUAUCUGGAAGAGCAAAGCCUACGCCAGGGGUCCUUUGGACAUGUAUUCAGGGUGAAAAUAGCAAAGGGCCACUUCCGCGACCGCGUUCGCAAGACCGUGAACCCAGAGCCCCUGGAAAUAGCGCGCAAAGACUACGAGCCGAGCAGUGAGUUCGACCCUGCGGGAGAACGGGAAAUAAUGGAGCAAAUAUUUGCAAGUUCUGCUUCGAGCUGCCCGAACAUUUUAAACAACUUGGGCAGUCUCGCGUUCGGGUCGACGUACAGUCUUUUCAUGCCGCUCGCGAUCUGCGAUCUCCGUCAAUACAUGAUGCAGCUUCAUCAAGGACGCCUCAACAGCGCUGGGGAACGAAUGGAGAUCCUUCGCUGUGCCAUCGGCCUUACCGGAGGUCUUCACUUCCUUCAUCGCGAAAUAAGAACUCCAGAUAUGGUGCAUCUAGUCUGCUACCACAUGGACCUGAAACCGAGCAACAUUUUGAUUUUUAGGGAAACCGGUAGAGAUGGUGAAAUACACAACAUUUGGAAAAUUAGUGAUUUUGGCAUGUCACGCAUGAAGAUCAAACGUUCCCAGGAAAGAAUUGAAAAGGAGAAGGACGUCAAUAGCUGGUUCAUCCGGCGCGCGGCCCCAGAGGAUCCAUCGACGGCACCAACGAAAAAUCGAAGAGCGGAAGGAACAUACCUGCCUCCUGAAUCAGCCUCCCCGGAACCCACAAUGAAGACACAUAGUGAUGUGUGGUCUCUGGGAUGUGUUUUGAGUGUAGUCUUCAUGCAUAUAGAAGACGGAAGCGAGGGCGUGACAAACUACGCGGAACAACGGCUGAAACAGGAUGACGCCGAGGGCUAUGACAGAUUCUUUGUUCCGACUCGUGGAUUUAAAGCUGCAAAGGUGAACCCCGCGGUCAGGAAGACUCACGCGUAUCUUGUUCAGAGAGCAGGCAGCAGGAGUCUCGAGGAAGGACACCUGGUGAAGGUUGCGCUGGAAUUUCUCGAGAACCAUGUUCUACAAAUAGACCCGCGCAAGCGGCAGGAUGCAAAGAAAGUCGAGUCCAUGCUUGAGCGCACUUUCAAAGACUACAUGAAACUGUCGACUGGUCCUAGUGUGGCGAAAGCACCCCCAAAGCCGCGACGUGAACGCAUCCGACAUGUCAUGACAAGUAUCAACACAAAGCACAGCGAGAAUGUGCAUGGUACAGCGGAGACAUGGUGUUUGUCUGAAGUUGAAGCGUUCAAGGGCUGUCAAAUAUCCCCUGACUGCUCAUUUGUCGUCUACUGGACAGACCGAAAGAUAUUACUUUACUCGAAGCGUUCCCUCCACUCUCCCAACGCGCAUGAAAUAACCUCUACCUCUCAGUAUACAAUAGACCAAGAAGCUUUCUUUUGGAAUACCACCCGCUUGACCGACAAGUACCUGGUUGCAUCUACAACAAGCGCCACCUUUCAGUGUUAUAUUUUUGACCUCAGAGACGGUGGCCUCAAUAGACUCCGCAUAGUCGAUUUGCCACAGCCUUCUAUCACGAAACUAGCCAUUUCACCGAAAAGCAAUUCACUGGCAUGCGUUGUGAGAUCCAGCGAGGACGAUCGUAAAUCCGGAUCUUUACUGAUUUUCCGACUUUCUGAGUUCUUUGGAAGGGUAUCAAGGCUUGCUAGACGCGCCGUCGGAGAAGUGGCCCACCAGAGUGCCGUUCCUGAUGAACUGCCCGACAUUUAUGAAGAUACAUGGUGGAAGUGCCCGCUGGAAUGGCCAGCCCGCAAUAUAGCGCGAAUGCUGUUUAGUACCGAAAAAGACGUAUACUUUGUCGUGCGACCUGAGCUUACCGUCCGAAACAGCGGGAAAAGGGUUUACCUUGUGCACGUAAAUAUAUCCAACAAGGACCUUCAUUUCCUGCCGAUAGAACCGUUGGGACAUGACAGCAGCACCACUGCCCGUCUAUUUACAACUUUCUCUCCAUUCAUUGGAGAAUCUGCUAUGUGCGCCGUCGUGACGAGAGAAAAACAGUUACAUAUACUCAAUCUAAUGGCCGAUGAUUCGGCAACUCCUAUUCGAAAGGAUAUCAAGAACUAUCGAAUCGUGAAGUUACUGAAAGGAUCCGAAAACAGCAGAUUAUACGCGGUCGCCAGACAAUCAGCCAACUACAAAAUGAUGUUGAUGGAGAUGACAGUACCACGAUCGAACGAAGACCAAAUCAAGACCAGGGAGCUGGCACACCUGCCGGAUCUAUCGGGCGACGACCAGUUCAUUGCAAGGCUGCUCAACGAGACAAACGGUAAGAGUGUUUUGAUUGCAUCGGUGGUCGGGAGCGGCCAGCGCGCGAUCCAUAGAGUCGGGUUUGAGAGUCAUCAGUAG
This is a messenger RNA of Aspergillus versicolor CBS 583.65, 2853 nucleotides long. Its product is annotated as protein kinase family protein. The transcript is spliced from 5 exons. The record is from RefSeq and is a predicted model, not a curated record. Gene Ontology annotation, biological process: peptidyl-serine phosphorylation; peptidyl-threonine phosphorylation. The coding region runs from base 1 to 2853 and encodes 950 amino acids. Gene Ontology annotation, molecular function: protein serine/threonine kinase activity; protein binding; ATP binding. Lineage: Eukaryota; Fungi; Ascomycota; Eurotiomycetes; Eurotiales; Aspergillaceae.